CUUUUUUCUCUCCUUUUUUCACUUGGCCGUAUAUUUCUUGCUCUUCUGCUUGCCUUUUUCUAUUAUAUUUUAUCUUCUCUUUAUUUUACCUUCAAACUGCAAACCUAAAAUAGGAGCUUGUUUGUUGCUCAGACCUUCAGGAGAAAACAUCAUUUUAUUUUGCACAUCUAGCAGCGAUUCAUAUCCCUCACCGCUAAAAACAAAAAAACCACGCACCAACUGACAAAGAAUAAAUAUCAUGGCCCUUGCUACAAGAUCCAAGUCGUCGAUGGCAGCGCUUGCCAACACCGCCAUCGCCGUUGGUAUUACUCGGCAGCAGACAGGAGCCAUUGCCUCCUCGGCCCUCAAAGCCAUUCCCCGCCAGCAGCGGCGGUUUAAGGCCACCAUUCCUGCCCAGGAGAGCGCCCAGGCAUCGGCUGCCGCCCCUGGAACCAGCAACAGCACCGGAGCUGCCCAGAACUGGCCCGCCCAGCCCCUGGCACAGCGCGGAGAGAAGGAGUUUGACGACAGCUUUGUGGGCAUGACUGGUGGUGAGAUCUUCCACGAGAUGAUGCUCCGCCACGGCGUCGAGAAGAUCUUUGGCUACCCUGGAGGCGCCAUUCUGCCCGUCUUUGAUGCUAUCCACAACUCGACCUACUUUGACUUUAUCCUGCCGCGGCACGAGCAGGGUGCCGGCCACAUGGCCGAGGCCUACGCGCGUGUCACCGGCAAGCCCGGCGUUGUCAUUGUCACAUCUGGUCCCGGCGCCACCAACAUCAUCACGCCCCUGCAGGAUGCCCUGUCCGACGGCGUGCCGCUGAUUGUUUUUAGCGGACAGGUGCCCACCGCUGCCAUCGGAUCUGACGCCUUCCAGGAGGCCGAUAUUGUCGGAAUUUCGCGCUCGUGCACAAAGUGGAACGUCAUGGUGCGCGAUAUCGCUGAACUGCCGCGCCGCAUCAACGAGGCCUUUGAGAUUGCCAUGUCGGGUCGCCGCGGACCCGUGCUCGUCGACCUCCCCAAGGACAUCACCGGUGGUAUCCUCAACCGUGCCAUUGCCAACGCACGCCCCUUCCUUCCCUCGCGCCCGAUGCCCGAGAGCAUUGGCCGGUCUGGUGUCCACGACGCCGCGCGCAUGCACAACGACACCCUCAUGCGCGUAGCCGAGCUGUGCAACGGUGCCAAGAAGCCCGUCAUCUAUGCCGGCCACGGCAUCCUGUCGUCGCCCAACGGCUGGCAGCUGCUUCGCGAGUUUGCUGAUAAGGCUAACAUCCCCGUCACCACGACGCUCCUGGGCCUCGGCGCCUUUGACGAGCUCGACCCGAAGAGUCUGCACAUGCUGGGCAUGCACGGCAGCGUGUACGCCAACCUGGCUAUCCAGAGCUCCGACCUUGUCAUUGCCCUGGGCGCGCGCUUCGAUGACCGCGUCACCGGAAACCUGCGCCACUUUGCCCCAGAGGCCAAGAAGGCCGCUCUGGAGGGCCGCGGCGGCAUCGUGCACUUUGACAUUCUGCCCAAGAACAUCAACAAGACCGUCAACGCCGACAUUGCUGUCGAGGGCGACGUCGGCCAGAACCUGGCUUCGCUGCUGCCCCACAUCGAGCACCGGUCUCGCGACCUGUGGUUUGACAAGAUCCAGACGUGGAAGGCCAAGUAUCCGUUCUCGUAUGCCGCCGAGGUUGAUCCGUCGCGCGACCUCAAGCCGCAGUCGGUCAUCGUCGAGCUCGACCGCCAGCUCCAGCACGAGAAGCACAACACUAUUUUGACCACUGGUGUCGGCCAGCAUCAGAUGUUUACCGCGCAGUACUACCGCUGGCGCUCACCGCACUCGUUCAUUUCAUCCGGCGGUCUCGGUACCAUGGGCUUCGGCGUGCCCGCAGCCAUCGGCGCCAAGGUUGGUGCUCCCGAGAAGACUGUCAUCAACAUUGACGGUGACGGCUCAUUCUCCAUGUCUGCCAUGGAAAUGGCCACCUCGGCACAGUACGGCAUUGCUGCCAAGCAGCUUGUGUUGAAUAACAACUUCCAGGGCAUGGUCAAGCAGUGGCAGGACCUGUUCUACGACAAGCGGUACUCGCACACUCCCAUGCGCAACCCGGACUUUGUCAAGCUCGCCGAGGCUAUGGGCGUGCGCGGCAUGAAGGUUACCAACCUCAACGACUUGCCCGCAGCCAUCGAGGAGUUCUUGAAGGAGCCCGGACCAGUCAUGCUCGAGGCCGUCGUUGAUGCCUCAGAGCACGUCUACCCGAUGGCUCCCGGCGGCAAGCCCCUGCACGAAAUGGUGCUUGGAAAUGGCCAGAAGGUCGAGUUCUAACAUAAAAAAGUAUAGGACUUUUUAGUUUUAAUUCAAUUUAAUAUGCAACAUCUUCAUUCAAAA
Molecule: messenger RNA, 2350 nt
Organism: Kickxella alabastrina
Lineage: Eukaryota; Fungi; Kickxellomycota; Kickxellomycetes; Kickxellales; Kickxellaceae
Product: thiamine diphosphate-binding protein
Exons: 2
Coding region: 239-2287 (682 amino acids)
Biological process (GO): L-valine biosynthetic process
Cellular component (GO): mitochondrion; acetolactate synthase complex
Molecular function (GO): magnesium ion binding; acetolactate synthase activity; thiamine pyrophosphate binding
Source: RefSeq, a predicted model, not a curated record